AUGUUGUGACCUGACGUCACCGGGGCGAGUUACCUCCCGGAGCCGCCGCUGCCGGGCUCAGCGCGAGCCCCAGAGCCCGUGAACGCGAGGCGAGGAGCCCCCGGAGCCCCCGAACCGCAGCCACAUCCCCGCGCCGCGCUCCCCGGAGCCAGGGCCUGGGCGUCCCGCCGGGCCCGCGCGAUGCCCUCGGACCGGCCUUUCAAGCAGCGGCGGAGCUUCGCCGACCGCUGUAAAGAGGUGCAGCAGAUCCGCGACCAGCACCCCAGCAAGAUCCCGGUGAUCAUCGAGCGCUACAAGGGUGAGAAGCAGCUGCCCGUCCUGGAUAAGACCAAGUUCCUGGUCCCAGACCAUGUCAAUAUGAGCGAGCUGGUCAAGAUCAUCCGGCGCCGCCUGCAGUUGAACCCCACGCAGGCCUUCUUCCUGCUGGUGAACCAGCACAGCAUGGUGAGCGUGUCCACACCCAUCGCAGACAUCUACGAGCAGGAGAAGGACGACGACGGUUUCCUCUACAUGGUCUACGCCUCCCAGGAAACCUUCGGCUUCUGAGCCAGCAGUAGGGGGCGGGCGGGGUGGGGUUGGCCUGGGAGUCAGGGGCCCACUCAGGCUCUGCCCAGGGAACUCCUGUCUCCUGAACUGAGUUGCCUCUGUCCCUGGUGUGCUGGGCAGGGAUGUGGGAUGUGGCCCCCUAGCCAGGGAACACAACCAUGCCUACUCUGCCCCAGGGUGGAUCCUGGGCCAGUCACCUUAGGGUUGCCCCUCUGGGUGCUGGCUGGGAUGGGUAAGGGUGGGGAGCGGCGCCCCUACACCCCUGCUCUAUGCGGUUUGUCUUUUUAGGCCCCUGCCUGUCUGCCCAUCUGCCCCUCACUCACCUGAGGCACUGCCCCCUGCCUGGACCUGCUCACCCCUGAAGGACUGGUCCCUGGCUCCCCUGGUCUUGAUAUGGUGUAUGGAUCCUGUGGUCAUUGUCCCUCUGCAGAAUUAAAGAUUGCUCAGGCCUGCCUGGC
This is a messenger RNA of Trichechus manatus latirostris (Florida manatee), 1004 nucleotides long. It is a transcript of the gene MAP1LC3A, whose product is annotated as microtubule associated protein 1 light chain 3 alpha. Gene Ontology annotation, molecular function: ubiquitin protein ligase binding; microtubule binding. The transcript is spliced from 4 exons. Bases 181 to 546 code for a protein of 121 amino acids. The record is from RefSeq and is a predicted model, not a curated record. Gene Ontology annotation, biological process: autophagosome assembly; macroautophagy; autophagosome maturation. NCBI's taxonomy places the organism in Eukaryota, Metazoa, Chordata, Mammalia, Sirenia, Trichechidae. Gene Ontology annotation, cellular component: cytosol; autophagosome membrane; autophagosome.